Messenger RNA from Lemur catta (Ring-tailed lemur), 2599 nucleotides. RefSeq names its product spindle and kinetochore associated complex subunit 3 (gene SKA3). The transcript has 9 exons. Gene Ontology annotation, cellular component: spindle microtubule; outer kinetochore. Lineage: Eukaryota; Metazoa; Chordata; Mammalia; Primates; Lemuridae. Gene Ontology annotation, biological process: chromosome segregation; mitotic cell cycle. The record is from RefSeq and is a predicted model, not a curated record. The coding region runs from base 214 to 1506 and encodes 430 amino acids.
UCCGGCUAAGGCCGACAGGCGGAGGUACCGCCAACGUAUCGGACAGGCCCAGCAACUCACCAGCGCGUUCCGCAGAAGUCCGCGUCUGCUAGUGCGGGGGCUGCCGCUAUGUCCGGAACGCACCCGCCUCGCGAGGCCUACGGCGACCUUGCGCGAGACUUGACUCUCUCGCGAGAGGACUUCUAGCGCCUGCGCAGAACUGAAGACACUCGGAUGCCGACAGAUUCAAAUCAGUGGCGGGAGGCUCUGAAACGCGCGUCGUGGUCUGCUGGCUCCUGGAGUGCGCCGGCCCCGCUGCGCUCACCGAUGGACCCGAUCCGGAGCUUCUGCGGGAAGCUGCGGUCUCUGGCCAGCACCCUGGACUGCGAGACGGCCCGGCUGCAGCGAGCGCUGGACAGAGAGGAAAGCGAUUUUGAAGAUUAUCCAGUGAGAAUUUUACAUGACCUUCAUUCAGAAGUCCAGACUCUAAAGGAUGAUGUUAAUAUUCUUCUUCAUAAAGCAAGAUCGGAAAGUCAAGAAAGCAUUGGUUUCAUAAAGGCAACAAAAAUAUUGAUGGAAAAAAAUUCAAUGGAUAUUAUAAAAAUAAGAGAGGUUUUCCAGAAGUAUGGAUAUAAUCCACGUGUCAAGAAAAAUUCAGUGUGUGAGCAAGAAGUCAUUGACUCUACUCCAGAGUUGUCUAACUGUGAAAUUUUUCAAAAGCCUGAUGUGAAAGAUGAUCUUUGUGAUCCUACUGUUGCAAGCAGUUCUAUUUCUGAGAAGUCUCCACGUAGUCCGCAACUUUCAGAUUUUGGACUUGAGCGGUACAUGAUAUCCCAAGUUCUACCAAAACCUUCACAGGCAGUAAACAACCAGAAGGAAGAGCCCAAAAUUAUAACUCCAGCUACCAGACAAUCACCAGUUAAAGUACUAAAAACUCCAAAAUGUGCACUAAAGAUGGAUGAUUUUGAGUGUGUAACUCCUAAAUUAGAGCACUUUGGUAUCUCCGAAUAUACUAUAUGUUUAAAUGAAGAUUAUACAAUGGGACUUAAAAAUGUGAAGAAUAAGAAAAGUGAGAAGGCCAUAGAAACAGAAUCCAUGACCAGUGAUAAUUAUUUUGCUACUCCUGGCCCCAUAAUCCAGAGGUUGGAAAAAAGUGAUGCUGAGUAUACAAAUUCUCCCUUGGCACCUACAUUCUGCACUCCUGGUUUGAAAAUUCCUUCUACAAAGAACAGCACGGCUUUGGUAUCCACAAAUUAUUCACUAUCAAAAACAAAUAGUUCAUCAAAUGAUUUGGAAGUUAAAGAUUGUACUUCAAUAAUUUUAAAUUCAGACAAGUGCUUUGAGAAUUUUGCAGAUCCCUCUUCUCCUACGAUUUCUUCUUAUGAGAAUCUGCUCAGAACACCUACACCUCCAGAAGUAACUACAAUUCCAGAAGAUAUUCUCCAGAUUUUAUCAAAAUACAACUCAAACCUAGCUACUCCAGUAGCAGUUGAAGCAGUGCUACCUGGCAAAGGGUUCCUUAAAUAAGAAGGACAGAAUAUCCGAGAUAUUGGCAACAAAGAAAACUGAAAUUCUAGUGCAUUCAUCCAUUACAGAAACUGAACAGUGUGAUAUCAAACAGCUGGACUUACUUUGUUAUUCCCACUUCCCUACCUCUUUCCCCCUUUUUCAAACCAACUCAUUUCAGAGAAGAACAUGGAUAUUGACAUAAUCAUAUGCUUUUUGUGAUGUUUUGAUUUGGCUUAACCUCAGUCUUGUUGACAUGUGGUUCAUUUAGUUUUGAGGAAUAUUACUGUUUCAUUGUUAUUAAAUUAUUCUGCAUAAUCUAACAGAAUGGUUUAAGUAAUAUCAGGAAGUAGGACAAAUAACUGUAAAAGUAUAAAUGCUGCUGUUUGCUACUCAGAUGCGGCAGCCCUGACCUUCCUGUAGCCAGGCAGUCACUGCUGCCUACCAGCUCUGCCUUUCUCUCAUCUCCCCUGGGAGAGUCCCAGAGCCUUUCACACCUUUUAUUUCAAGACUCUUUUAAGACUCUGUUGCUAUUUGCAAGUGACAGAAACACAGCUUACACUUAGGAAAAGAGGGGAAUUUCUGGGCCAGGGUAACGCACUAUAACUGUUGGAGGUGAAGGGAGGCCCCAGACAGUUGGGAUCCGGGACUCAGUGUUGUCAGCUUGUUUGUUUUUCUUCUCUUUUCCCCCAGCUUUUUACUAUUGGUUUUGUUCUCUCCCAUCAGUUCCUCCCACCCAUGGCUGUUGGCCUCUCAGCCUCUGCUCUGCACCUUGGCCACCCCUCUGUGGAAGUUUUGAUGGCUUGUCCUGGGUCAGGGGCACUCCGGCAGACUGUCAGCUGUGGCCAGGAGCCUCUGGAGCUCCCUGGCAGCUUCAGACUGCCCAGUCCAUGGAGCCCAAGAUCCUUCCAGUUUAAGUACAACUGGAAAGUAAUUAUCUAAUUAAGUUCUGUUGGAGAACUUGUCAAAUUACAGCCAAUGGGAAAAUAAGGAUCUAGCUUACUGUGGAGACCAGUUUAAAAUGUGAGAAGAAACUGAUAAGUAUCAUGACAAAGUGCUUCAAAGGCUUAGCUUUGGGAAAUUUGAUGCAGUAAAUAAAGAUUACCCAUUUUCA